Molecule: messenger RNA, 924 nt
Organism: Erythranthe guttata (spotted monkey flower)
Lineage: Eukaryota; Viridiplantae; Streptophyta; Magnoliopsida; Lamiales; Phrymaceae
Biological process (GO): positive regulation of transcription by RNA polymerase II; cellular response to iron ion starvation
Molecular function (GO): DNA-binding transcription factor activity, RNA polymerase II-specific
Source: RefSeq, a predicted model, not a curated record
AUGGCCGAUUCGGAUGACUUCUACGAGGCUAGUGAUGGUGAUUUUGAUGAUGAGUUUGCAACUGAAUAUGACAACGAGUACGAGGAUCCCUACAUGUGUUAUGAUGUACCUCAAAACACACCAACAACUUCUGAGGAUCACAGUCAAUAUUUCAAUGUGGAUGUUGAGUUUGAAAUAGGGAAAGAAUUAGUGGUAUGGGCAAAAAAAACGGAUGCUACUCACGGUCAUCGAUUGAUAGUAACUUCAAGCCAAAAAAACGUUUAUGUAGUAAUUAGAUGUCAUGUGUCUAGGAAGGGACGUAAAAAACCAACCGAAGGUGUGAAGCAACGAAAUGUGGGAACAAAGAAAUGUGGAUGUCCGUUUCGUAUAUACUGUAGCGGAAAUCAAUACGGUGGACUAUGGCGAAUGAAUUUAAAAAAUAGCAUCCACACUCACGCGACGCUACCGUAUCUUAACGGACAAGGACCGGAUAGUCGUUUGACACUAGAAGAAUACGAGGUAGUGAAGUUACUUAGAAGGAGCCACGUGAAGCCGGCAUUAAUUAUGGAUCGAUUGAGGAAGGAUAAUCCACAGACAUCGACGAGCGUGAAACAUGUCUACAACCAACUUGAGAAGAUGAAGAAAGAGAAUAUGGUGGGGAAGACUGUGAUACAACACGUGAUGUCGAAUCUUCAAGAAUCUGGAUAUGAAUAUCGGUAUCGAAGUAAUGAAGCUGGUGAUACACUUACUGAUUUGAUGUUUGCCGCUCCUAUUUCAUUGAAACUUUUGCGGUUAUUCUCUCACGUUGUAUUGAUGAACUGCACUUACAAAACCAAUAGGUAUGUGAUGCCACUUCUAGAAAGAGUUGGGAGCACCCCUGUUGGUUUCAAUUUUACAAUUGUUGUUGCUUUCAUGUCACAUGAAGAUUCAGACACAUGUGCAUGA